AAGUCCCCCGGCGGAGCAGAUACAUACAUAUAUUUGAUCCUCGUCGACGAUCACGAAGAAUUUCAAAUAUCUCCCAAAACGGCCGGGGAAAAGAGUAACUGAAAAAACAAAAACAAGAGAGAGAGAAUCUUUCAUUCAAUUGACCAAAGCUUCUCGAUUUUUCCUCCGUCUCAUACCCAAUAGCCGUUGAAUGAUGGAUCCCAACCCAAAACCCAACCCGAAACCCGAAGAUCAUCCUCACUCCGCCGACUACGCUCCGUACCCGAAACUCGAUACCCAAGACAUAACUCCCCCUCCUCCCACCACUACCGACACCUGGACCUCCGUUCCUGUCGGGUCGGAUCCUCCUCCUCCCUCGUCCCAACCACCACAAGGUCCAAACCCACAAACAGAACCGGCAUCGUAUACUGCUGCUCCCAGGUCUCCCCAAGCUGCACCACCACCUGCAGCUCAUCCCAUGCCCGGCGUCUCUGCUGCAACCUCCAUGCCUCCUGAAUCCAACCCCUACGUCUCUCCCGCUCCCGCCGGUGGCUCCGGGUCUUCGGUUAAAAAUACGGUGGACUCCGUAAAGGAUGUGCUGGGGAAAUGGGGAAAGAAGGCAGCAGAAGCCACGAAAAAGGGCCAGGAUCUGGCUGGGAACAUGUGGCAACAUCUAAAAACGGGCCCAAGUAUGGCUGAUGCGGCUGUUGGAAGAAUAGCUCAGGGAACAAAGAUCUUUGCCGAAGGUGGUUAUGAGAAAGUAUUCAAACAAACAUUUGAGACUGCCCCAGAAGAGAAACUUCUUAAAUACUACGCCUGUUACCUGUCUACAUCUGCUGGUCCUGUCAUGGGAGUCCUCUAUUUGUCAACUGCAAAGCUAGCAUUUUCAAGUGAUAAUCCCCUUUCUUAUAAAGUUGGUGAGGAGACUCAAUGGAGCUAUUAUAAGGUGGUUAUCCCGUUGCAUCAGCUGAAAGCAGUUAAUUCUUCAACAAGUAAAAUGAAUUCAGCUGAGAAGUAUUUACAAAUUAUCUCCAUUGACAACCAUGAGUUUUGGUUCAUGGGAUUUGUAAACUAUGAUAGUGCAGUAAAAAAUUUACAAGGUGCUUUGAGUGCUCCUCACUAGCAGUCAGCCUGAGGCCAGUAGAACUGUGCGACUUCCUGACUAGCAGUCAGUAGCAGGAUAGUUGGCCAUGCUGCAUCUCUUUGGUUGCACUACUGUAUAAAUGAAUUUUGGUCAGUUGUGGCGAUGUUGGGAAUCGUAUACUGUAUUCUUGUUUGGUGCGUUGUAACCAGGCUGUGCAGAAUUCAAACUCAGAUUUGUUCAAUUGGUUUUGACUUUUCCAAUUUGUGAGACUUCCAGAUAAAUAAACAUUAUGCUGUAUUCUUUA
Messenger RNA from Coffea eugenioides, 1367 nucleotides. Its product is annotated as GEM-like protein 1. The record is from RefSeq and is a predicted model, not a curated record. The coding region runs from base 191 to 1102 and encodes 303 amino acids. NCBI's taxonomy places the organism in Eukaryota, Viridiplantae, Streptophyta, Magnoliopsida, Gentianales, Rubiaceae. The transcript is spliced from 4 exons.